This is a messenger RNA of Aspergillus niger, 1641 nucleotides long. RefSeq lists its product as uncharacterized. Gene Ontology annotation, cellular component: protein phosphatase type 1 complex. Gene Ontology annotation, biological process: regulation of glycogen biosynthetic process. The record is from RefSeq and is a predicted model, not a curated record. The transcript has a single exon. The coding region runs from base 1 to 1641 and encodes 546 amino acids. Gene Ontology annotation, molecular function: glycogen binding; protein phosphatase 1 binding. NCBI's taxonomy places the organism in Eukaryota, Fungi, Ascomycota, Eurotiomycetes, Eurotiales, Aspergillaceae.
AUGGCAGCCAUUGCUGGUGGCCCAGUCCAACCUCCACGACCCCCCCUCUCCAGAGAGGCUCGCAAAAUAUCCCACUCUCGAUCGGUUACAGAAACCUCAAUUGACCGUAGGCAGGAGGAGGCUUUGACUAGCUCUCCAGAAGAAAGUGACAGAGAUGAUGAGCCCCCGGUCAGGCAUCCCAUGGUCCGCAAGAAGUCUGGGGAACUGGUGAGGCCAGCCCUUCGCCCACCUUCGGCUCGGCGGCGCCCAUCUAGCAUGCCGGGGACUCCAACUUACGCAAAGGCUGUUCACUUCGACGCUCAGCUGGAACAUAUUCGUCAUUUUCUACAAUUGGAUAAGCCUCAAGCCGUGAGUGCCGACACAUCACCAGUGGAGGACUUUGACACAGCAGAGGAAUUUCCGUUCAAGAAGGGUCAUCGGGACAUGCCCGCUUUUGAGUGGGAGCUGGGUCUGUCGAACUUCCCCAAAGACAGCUCCUCUCGGGCUAAGCAACGCGUUCGAUUGGAACGCCUGCACUUGUCUUCAGAUAAAAACACCAUGAUCGGAGUCGUUGGGGUCGCCAACCUGGCUUUCCACAAGCACGUUGCCGCUCGGUUCACUCUUGAUAAUUGGAAGACUGUUUCUGAAGUCUCCGCUGAGUACAAUGACGACCCUCGACGAAAGCCUAUUCUGGAUGGCUAUGAUAGGUUUGCUUUUAGUAUCCGGCUGGAUGAUCAGGCAAAUUUGGAGAGGAAAACCAUGUUUAUCUGCAUUCGCUACAAUGUUGCUGGAGAGGAGUAUUGGGACAACAACAACUCAGAAAACUACCAAGUCAAUUUUCGCAGAGUACCAAAAGAAAUGCCCCAGGCCCAGGCUCCACCCACGCGUCCUCGUACAAAUUUGCCGAGGAGCAGGAGCUUUGCUGGAUCUAUCAGCCGCCCACACUCAAUGCCGCCUUCAUUUGAUGCGUUGUCUGAGAUGGACAAGUACAUUUCGUUUGGCAACCCACCAACAAAUGGCAAGAAGGAGCAUUUGGCUGAUGAUGAUCCGCAUGACGUUGAAUUGGUUGCUCCGAUCCGUCGCGAUAAGCAAAACCACCAGGUGUUUGGGAAUCGCUACGAUUUCGAAGCCUCAUUGACGGCAGCUAUGCGGACCAAGCCUACUCACGAUCGCACGACAUUGACAGCUCGAGCAAAGUCGAAACUUCCGUCGCAUGGUAGUCAUAGCCAUUCGUCGGAACGGAGAACAAGCCAGAGGGAGGAGAACGCGCCUUUGCCUAGCAGAGGUAGCCAGCAGCCGGGGUCCCCAGACCACCAUAAACCCUCUACCAUCGUUUCUGGCAAGCCGCAUCGCGAGUCGUCGGUGUACAAAGAGUUGGUUGAUAAAUACUGCUUCUUCGGAUCCGGAUCGAUGAAUUACCCAAAUGGUGCAGUUGGUCCUGUCACGGCAAGUCCGGACUAUGAGACCCGGUCGGGCUCUAGUAGCAGUUCCAGCUCGGUGUCUCCAUGCUCAUCUCCUCGGAUGGAUGCGGUUUAUGGUGGCGAUUCUCGACACUCUCCUGCCGCCCCAUCGUCACCGAACCAUAUCGGAUAUGGAUACCUUCAGCCUAUGCAGAACAGUUUUAUGAAGGAUACGCAGACACCUGCUAUCAUCCAAGGAUGA